AUGGAUCCCUUUGAUGGCCGUCUGAAGUUUACGGAUCUGCUACGGAGACUCAAUGCGAGUCAACUGUCGGCAGGAAAAUGUGCGAGUUUUGCGAUCAAGCAAAAGCAUCUCGAUGAGGACUUGUUCAGUUGUGUCAUCGAGGAAUUGGAGCAGACAUCCAUGAACGCGCGGGUCAAUAUCCUUUACUUUCUCGAAACGCUAUGCGACGCAUCCGUGAAGGCUGGUGUUCUGAGCUAUCGGAGCUUGCUGGCGAGUAGUAUUGGUGCCAUUGUUGACGCAGUCGCGCCCGAAGGAGCGGCUGGAUCUGCGAACGUUGCCACGGUACGGAAGGUUUUGGCAAAUCUGAGAGUGAAGGGUUAUCUCGAGGAGAACACAUUGGCAGGGGUGGAGACGACCUUGGCAGGACGGGAAGCAAGCCAACCUGUUGCAAUCCCCGGAUCACAAUCAUUCUCAAAGGGAGAGAUCUUACGAAGGAUGGAGGAGGACAGAGAACGACAUAAGCGAUUACGGGAGAACAUCUGGGCAAUACCUCCGCAAAGGUAUCCAGGCGAUGAGAAUGUCGAGUUUGAGCGGGCAUGGGAGCAAACGGCCGAUCUGGACCAGGGCGACUACGAGGAGAUGCGAGAACACAACGCUGCAGCGGAAUCGGCAUACGUGGGAUAACUAUAACUUCACCAUGACGGUGCUAAUAUCCUCUAUACCAUUGCAUUAAUUGUAUUAACGCCAGUCUAGCCAAGCAAAAUGUCAAAAAGAUCUAUGCAAGUCCAAAAG
Molecule: messenger RNA, 771 nt
Organism: Saitoella complicata NRRL Y-17804
Lineage: Eukaryota; Fungi; Ascomycota; Saitoellomycetes; Saitoellales; Saitoellaceae
Exons: 3
Coding region: 1-663 (220 amino acids)
Biological process (GO): positive regulation of DNA-templated transcription, elongation; positive regulation of transcription by RNA polymerase I
Cellular component (GO): CTDK-1 complex
Source: RefSeq, a predicted model, not a curated record